AUGCCGCGGAAAAAGCCAUUCAGCAACAAACAGAAGAAGAAACAGCUGCAGAGCAAGCGGGAGAGAAAGAGAGGAGAGACUGGCUCUGGGCCGAGCAGCCGUAAUGCCAGCCUGGAGAGAGGAGACCGACAAUCAGACACUUCAGACAGCGAGACCACCGACAUAAGGAGAAUUAAUCAACAACCAGGAGGCAGAGAUGGCGGACAUGAUCCCAAUAGAUUUCGUCUGCACUUUGAGAAGGAGAGUAAAGAGGAGGUGGAGAAAAGGAAGAGGGCAGCGAUGGAGAACGAGCUGAAGUCUGUAACAGACAAAGAUCUAGAGACGGAUAUUUGUGACAUCUACCCAACAGAAAAAGGUCUUACAUUUCCUCGGCGGCCAUCUUGGAACUACGAGAUGACGAGGGAGAGUUUGCUCAGGAAAGAGGAGAAAUCGUACAGGGAAUAUGUGGACGACCUGCAGUCCAGAAACCCACCUGGAUCUCUGAGCCACUUUGAACACAACCUAGAGACAUGGAGACAGUUGUGGAGAGUAUUAGAAAUGUCAGACAUCAUCCUGCUCAUUGUGGACAUCAGGCACCCAGUGCUGCAGCUUCCUCCAGACUUGUACCACUACAUCACAGGAGCUCUGCAGAAACAGGUGGUGUUGGUGCUGAACAAAGUGGACCUGAGCCCUCCUCCACUGGUGAUCGCCUGGAAACACUACCUGACAUCACAGUUCCCUCACAUGGAGAUUGUCUGCUUCACGUCCCACCCCGGGCAGCCCUACAGCACAAUUCUGCAAAAGAAGAGGAUGCGAAAGAAGGUGCACUGGAGUGUUGCGGGAGGCCCUCUGGACAUCCUCAAAGCCUGUCAGGGCAUCACAGCAGGGAAGGUUGACCUUUCGAGCUGGGAGCGGAAGAUAAAGAGCGAUGCGGUUGCAGAGCUUGCGGAUGGAGGCGGGGAGAGCUCUGUCGUGAUGGAGCACCAGAGCGACAGUGCCAUGGAGAUGAGCAGUUUGUCACAAGAGCUGUACAAAGAUGGAGUCCUCACACUGGGCUGCAUAGGUUUUCCGAAUGUUGGUAAAUCAUCAGUAAUCAACAGUUUGGUUGGAAGAAAAGUGGUGAGCGUCUCCCGAACUCCAGGCCACACCAAAUACUUCCAGACGUACUACCUCACUCCCACGGUUAAACUCUGCGACUGCCCGGGCCUCGUCUUCCCCUCUCGUGUGGACAAACAGUUGCAGAUUCUUGCAGGAAUUUACCCGGUGUCUCAGCUGCAGGAGCCGUACAGUUCAGUGGGAUAUCUCUGCGAAAGGACUCCUUUUCUGUCCGUGUUGAAGCUCAAGCACCCGUCUCUAUCGGACAAUGAGCCGCUGUCACAGGAGCCCAAGUGGACGGCCUGGGACGUGUGUGAGGCCUGGGCAGAGAGAAGAGGUUAUAAGACUGCAAAGGCAGCACGUAACGAUGCGUACCGAGCAGCAAACAGUCUGUUGAGGCUCGCCAUCGAUGGACGACUGUGUCUCUGCCUAAGACCUCCAGGGUACAGCUGCCUCAGAGAACGUUGGGAGAACCACCCAGAUUUGCCAGAGAUCAUGGCGCUUCAGGGCAGGACCAACAUGGCGGAGGCGUCUGAUGAGGAGGGGGAGUCAAGCAGCGAGGGCGAGGAGGAAGAGAGGGACCGCGAUGCAGACGACGAUGAUGAUGACGAGGAUGACGAGGGCUUCAAGAGGCCACCAAAGAGAGACACUGAACAACCAUCAGGCUUCACCAUCAACAUGUACGACGUGCUGAAAGAGAACGAGUGCGAGUGA
Molecule: messenger RNA, 1788 nt
Organism: Knipowitschia caucasica
Lineage: Eukaryota; Metazoa; Chordata; Actinopteri; Gobiiformes; Gobiidae
Source: the annotation of a GenBank genome assembly